UGGCGCGCUAUAUGUAUCUAUCUAUCUAAUCACUAUCCUCUCUCCGUCGCGUAGUUCAAGGAGCUCUCCUUUGAUUAUCCUUAAAUAUCUCUCUCUCAAUUUCUUCUACCUCCUCCUCCCAUUUCUUUUUCAUUGCCCUUGUUACGGAACCGGAACAUGAACACUUCAUCGUCCUUCAAGGCCCUUUCUUCUCCUCCUUUGAUUUCUACCUCUAGACCAACAAGAAAAUCUUUCCCUAACCCAAGAUUUUCAAGAUUCUCUCCUAAACCCAUUACAUGCAUGCGCGAUUCUCUUAAUCUUGGUUCGAAUCCAAACGUUCCAAGCCCUCUUUCUUUCGCAACGGUAUCCGUUGAAGCUCCUUUAGGAACAAAAACCUCCGACAAGCUUCGCAUCCUCGUAUCCGAGUUCCGGUCCUUAACCGAACCGAUCGACCGUGUCAAACGUCUCUUAAACUACGCGGCGGCUCUAGCCCCGCUUGAUGACUCGGCUCGCAUCUCCGCGAACCGAGUCACGGGGUGUACGACUCAGGUAUGGUUGGAGAUAAAGAUGGAUGAGUUUGGGAGGAUGAGGUUUAAAGCAGACAGUGAUUCGGAGAUCUCAAAAGGGUUCUGUUCUUGUCUUAUCUGGAUCCUCGACGGUGCUAAGCCAGAAGAUGUGAUGGGCGUGAGAAGCGAGGACUUGUCGGAGAUGAACGUUGGGGUUCACGGCAAGGAACAGUCAAGGGUUAACACGUGGCACAACGUGUUGAUGAGUAUGCAGAAACGGACCAUGAGUCUAGUUGCUGCUGACGUGGCGCACCAAAGAGGACAAAGACCACCGCGUGAUCAGCAUGAUCUCUUAUUUAAAUACGUUAAUGGAAGUUACAUGGAAUCUGCUAAGGUUCAUGAUUAUUCUAUUUCGUUGCUUCCCUUGUACUAUGAUUUUACUAUAUGAAUGUGUUUUUGGUGUUCUUUAGAAUAUUGUAAAGCCCGAUUUGGAACAUAAAUUCAAAGUUUGUGUUCUUUGUAUUUUGCAAAAUCAAGUUUGAGGAUAAACACUUCUAAAUUAG
Molecule: messenger RNA, 1048 nt
Organism: Arabidopsis arenosa
Lineage: Eukaryota; Viridiplantae; Streptophyta; Magnoliopsida; Brassicales; Brassicaceae
Source: the annotation of a GenBank genome assembly